Molecule: messenger RNA, 2472 nt
Organism: Dentiscutata erythropus
Lineage: Eukaryota; Fungi; Glomeromycota; Glomeromycetes; Diversisporales; Gigasporaceae
Source: the annotation of a GenBank genome assembly
AUGGACGCCCUUUAUUUUAAAAUUGACCACCUCAAGUUGUUAUGGUCAGAGUAUCGUUCUGCAAACGAUGGUGUCAGUAGAGAUUACAGCGAUCACUCGGAGUGGGCGCGUGAAAAACUGCAGGCAGUAUUAACAGAGUUUGACAAGCUUAUCCAAGAACAAAUUCUUUGGAAAUCAGCCCUUUCGGCUGAAAUAGAUGACUUACUGGUGGAGAUAGAAGAGUGCUGUCAAAUAUUUGGCCGGAGAGUGGAUACCAUUAUACCGAAAGCCGCUGCAUUGAAUGUUGAACUAAAUGAUACAACACGUGAUAAUCUAAGGUCCAUCCGAGACUCGUUACGAGAAGAAAUAAACCUUACUCAAACAAACGUUAAGAAAUGGUUGUCUGACCUUAAAACCUUUGUUAUAGAAUUGGAGGAUGACUAUAAAGUUCCAUCAGAUGAAAUUUUUGAAAAUGAUCUAAGUACUUCCGUAGUUCUACCGUUAAAAUGUAAAUACGAUGAAUUGGUUCAUGAUGUGGUAGGUCGACGUGACGCUUUUGAAGAGUCUGCAAUCAAACUACAUUAUUAUUGGGAUGCGCUUCACCAUAUUCCCCAAGAUGAAAUAGAUGAAGCAUUAUUCGAUUUAUUUAGUGAUAAACAAAAUCCAAAAGAAAUUUAUGAUGCAUUAUUACAAGCUUCUGAAAAUAAGAACAUUAAUAGUGAUGAUGAUCAACAAGAAAUUGUUGAUACACAACGUGAAUAUGUAUAUUACACCGUUCAACUUCCAAAUGGAUUAAAAUUAUCUCCAGAAUGUUUAGCUGCUCUCAAAGAAAAAUUAGUAACUCUUGGAAAAGAUUAUGAAACUCGUAAAAAUAAAAUGACUGCCAUGCAAAAAGAUAUAAAGAGCCUAUAUAAAGAAUUGAAUACUCCUUUGGAAGAAAGAAUUGAGUUGAUCGAUUCUCUUGAUGAAGAAUACUUGGAACGGUAUACUUCUCAAUUGGUUGAACUAUGGAAUAAAUGUCUUGUUCCACAAUUUGAACGGGAUGAAUUCUUUGCCAACGUACACAAACUUACUUCCGCGGAAGAUGUUUACGAAUUACUUGCUCAUGAAGUUGCACGCUUACAAGAACUUUAUGCUAAAUGUGCAAAUAUAUACAGACUAAUGUUAGAAAGACGUGCAUUGAUUGAGAAAAUGACAGAGUUUGAGAAAAAGGCGUCAGACCCACGUCGUCUAUUUCAAAGCUCUUUCCGUUUAUUGGAAGAAGAAAAAUGGCGAAAAUCAUGUUGGCCUAACUUGGUCAGGAUUGAAGAUCAAUUAAUUAAUGCGUGCAUCAAUUACGAAGAGACUGAAAGAAAACCAUUUAUGCACGAGAGUAUGCGAUACUUGACAACUUUGCAAUCUGAGAUAUCUGAACGUAUUGUCAAUCAAAUGUUCUUUGGUUUUGAAAAGGAUGCUGCCAAAGGUCAAGGUGUCGAUCAAAAUCAUGGAAAUCUUAAACGCAAGGAUAGUCAAAUCACACUUAAAACUGCGCCAAGCCGAUCCGUGUCACCAAGUGGUCUAAAUGAUAAUUCAUCGCGCAGAAACAGCAUGUUGAUACGACCUUCUCAGAGCAGGCAAGUAUCUCCUACACGAAGAAAUUCCAGAGCACCCAGUCGACCAGUAUCUCCCGUUCGAAGAAAUUCCAGAGCACAAGUAUCUCCCACUCGAAGAAACAGCAUGUUAAUACGACCUUCUCAGAGCAGGCAAGUAUCUCCCACUCGAAGAAACAGCAUGUUGAUACCUUCUCAGAGCAGACCAACAUCUCCCACUCGAAGAAAUUCCAGAGCACCUAGUCGACCAGUAUCUCCCACUCGAAGGAAUUCCAGAGCACCUAGUCGACAAGUUUCACCCGCUCGAAGAACAACUUCCAGAGCACCUAGUCGACAAGUUUCACCCGCUCGAAGAACAACUUCCAGAGCACCUAGUCGACAAGUUUCACCCGCUCGAAGAACAACUUCCAGAGCACCUAGUCGGCCAGUAUCUCCGACUCGAAGAGCAGCGCCUAAUCGACUAAAUUCCCACAGGACAAGUAAAUCUAUUGAUGAUAAAGGGUUUGCAUCUCGUAGAUCAUCGCUCAUUAUAGACAAGGUUAACUCUACAGCACAACGUAGUAAUAGCAUAUCUAGUGCGUCGAGUGAAUCUUCUACUUCUUCAAUUACUGCACCAACUACUCCUGAACCUUCUUUAACUUCUUCAUAUGUUGAUGAUGGAAAAUCACAAUCAAAUACUUCUAUUAAAAAUAAUGUUAAACCAAAAAUGAACAAUGAUAGUCAGGAUAAAAACAUUUCACAAUCAAAAGCAAGAAUUCCUCCUCUAUCUACGGCUAGAAAAGCAAAUACAGGAAUGGCUAAGGCAAGACCAAGAAGUGUAAUUGGUGGUAUUUCAGAACCCACUGCAAUGCUAAAAAAACAAGCGAGUAAAAGGAUGUCAAUGGUUGCGGACAGUGGACAUUAA